Molecule: messenger RNA, 1497 nt
Organism: Phragmites australis (common reed)
Lineage: Eukaryota; Viridiplantae; Streptophyta; Magnoliopsida; Poales; Poaceae
Exons: 6
Coding region: 110-1255 (381 amino acids)
Cellular component (GO): chloroplast
Source: RefSeq, a predicted model, not a curated record
CGAAGCCCCCACCCGACGCCUUCGCCGGUCGUGGUCCCACGUCUCCCGAUCCGAGCAUCCCCCGCCCGCAGCCUCACAUCCCUCCCGCUCCCAUCCCACCACCUCCGCCAUGGCCGCCGCCUCCCUCCUCGAGCCCACUCGUCUCCUCUCCUCCCCCCUCCCGCGCCCAUCCUCUCUCCCUCUCACCCCUCGCCGCGGCCUCCACCUCCUCUUCAAACCCCCGCGCCUUCUCCCCGCCCUCCGCGCCCACCGUCUCCCCCAUCCCGCCUCCCCGGAGCCGGCUCAACCCCAGUCCCACGCGCUCCUCGUCUUCGACACGCUCAGGCGAUCCGUCCUCGACUCUCUCGCCGCUCUCAAGAGGCCCGCACUCGCGCUCCUGCUGGCCGGCGCGCUGCUCACGGCAGCGGCGGGGGGCCCCCACCAGGCGCUGGCGGCCUCUGGGGGCCGCGUUGGCGGGUCCGCCUUCUCCUCGCGGUCGUCGUCCUCGUCGUACGGGUACACCGCGCCGGCGCCGAGAGGCGGGUACUCGGCCGCGCCCUUCUACUCGCCCUCGCCGUUCGUGUCCGUCGGCCCGGUCGUCGGCUUCGGGUUCGGGGGCUCCGGGUUCCUCCUGACCCUGAUCGGUUUCGCGGCCUUCCUGUACCUCGCCGGGUUCCUCUCGGACUCGUCGGGCGGUGGCAGUGUGCUCACCGAGACGCAGAAGACCACCGUCCUCAAGCUACAGGUUGGCUUGCUGGGCAUGGCCCGAUCAUUUCAGAAGGAACUUGAUCAAAUAGCUGAGAAAGCAGAUACGUCUACCCCGGCUGGGUUGAGCUAUGUGUUGACAGAGACUACAUUGGCUUUACUUCGGCAUCCAGAUUGCUGUAUCUCAGCUUACUCAUCAGUGGAUGUGAAACGAAGCAUGGAUGACGGGGAGAAACGUUUCAAUCAACUAUCAAUUGAGGAGAGAGGCAAGUUUGAUGAAGAGACACUCGUGAAUGUGAACAGCAUCAAGAGGAAUAAAGCAGGCAGCCAAAGAUCAAGUGGUUUUAGCAACGAGUACAUCGUGAUAACCAUAUUGGUUGCUGCUGAGGGAGUACAUAAGCUACCUGCUAUAAAUGGCAGCAAUGACUUGAAGACAGCUCUACAAAAGCUUGGUGCUAUUCCGUCAAGCAAAAUACUGGCAGUCGAGGUCCUAUGGACUCCACAAAAUGAGAACGACACGUUGUCAGAGAGAGAGCUCCUUGAAGAUUACCCGCUUUUGAGGCCUCUAUAAAAGAAAAUUGCAGAUUACCCUAUGAAGAAAGAACAAGUUGUAGAUUCAGUUUUUGCGGUAAUCUUAUUAACUAUAGCACAGAUCUUGUAUUUGGAAAAUAUAAAUUUGUAAAAGUCGGCCUACAUUACAGAACUGUAGUGCACUGCAGUGCAAUUGUAUGAAGGUAGUCUCGUUCACUGUUCCUGACACAAGUUUGUAAAUAGGUUGUUCUGAAAGAACACGUAAGUCUAUGUUUGUGCGUA